CUGAGAACUAAUUUUCUGGUUCCCAGCGGAGUUCAGAGCACUCGGGAUCGUAGGAUUGCUGCUCAUAUUCAUAUUAAUCCCAAUUUAAGUGGGGCGUAAACUAUCCAGGUAUAUAUGGAAGCACGCGGUUGGUUAUUUUCCGGUGUCUUUGUAUGUGGUGGACAUUAAAGCCUUUGAUCCUAAUGAGGCCUAUGGAAUUUCUUGCGAUACGAACGAAAAGGUUUUAAAGGAUGCAUUUCAGGAAUUUGGUGAUUUAAUCGAAGUUAAGGUAAUAUGUGACCGUGUGAGUGGGGAAUCAAGAGGAUAUGGAUUUGUGAAAUAUUCUUCCGCGGAGGCGGCAAACAAAGCCAUGAAGGAAAUGGAUGGCCACGUAUGCUUUGAGUACUCUGUACAAGUUUUCCUUUCAAAGGCUUAUGCAUUUUCUUCAGCUAUUUCAUUGGACUUUUUGUUCAUGGUGUUCCGUACUUUUGUAGCUUCUGGAUGGCAGGAAUAUCCGCAUUCGUUAUGCCCACAAAGGGAGUUAGCAAAGGGAUUAGGACAUUCUCAAGCUUUUGCUGGUACGGUUACUUUNUGCCUUCUCUUCUUGUUCUAUAUCUUGCUCGAAAUGAAAGGUGAACAAAUUUGUGAAGAAGCUGGAGAAAACGUUGCAAGUAUGAAUGACACUAUGAAAAGAGAGAAUUUCAACUAUUUUAUCUAUGCUUAUGGAGGAAGAAAGCAAGUACUUGUACUCAAGGAAACUUUGCAUGCGUCGUGUGUUUGUGGGAAUUCUAUAUCUAUAUCUAUACUUGAUAAAUUAUUGAUUAGUUAAGUUAAACCAUUUGAUAUUUUACAUGUGAUGGGUACUUUAUUUUGUCUAUUUAGGCUUUUUGCAUUUUAAUCUGUCUUUGCAUCUGAACAUGGGAGGAUAUUUGAAGGAGGUCAAUUUUCCAUAUAUUGCUAGCUGAUGCAAAUGUUGUGGAUUUUUCAACUGAAGAGGUGUAUUGCAUGGGCAUGUUGUUGAAUUUUGUAUGAAGUUAUUUGAAGCCACAA
Striga asiatica is the source of this 1029-nucleotide messenger RNA. Lineage: Eukaryota; Viridiplantae; Streptophyta; Magnoliopsida; Lamiales; Orobanchaceae. The record is from the annotation of a GenBank genome assembly.